Molecule: messenger RNA, 1047 nt
Organism: Fusarium vanettenii 77-13-4
Lineage: Eukaryota; Fungi; Ascomycota; Sordariomycetes; Hypocreales; Nectriaceae
Exons: 4
Coding region: 1-1047 (348 amino acids)
Source: RefSeq, a predicted model, not a curated record
AUGCCAGCUUUGAUACCACUACCUCUAGGCGAUGGCCCCAAGCUACAGCCAUUCAGUUACAACCUCCUUUCCGACGAUGUCGAGUUUCUCGAGUUUCUCGGGCACCAUGGCGUACAUGGAAUCAUUGUAAAAACGAGAAUCAGAGGUCGCAUAUACGCCAUCAAAUUCUUUACCGAGACUGAAAUGUCAGAACCCGAAUACUCAGCUAGCGACUAUCCAACGAUUCCCAGAGAAAAGGCAGCAGAGUUUGAGUCGCACUUUACCCCAUUCUACCAGGAAUGUCGCGCUUAUGGUAGGCUCAAGGAGGUUAACUGCGAAUACCUCGCCGUCAAGGUUUACGGCUACGUCUCUCUCAAGGUGGAUCAAGCCCUGGAGCGCAAGAUGCGCAACGCCUUGUUGAAGCUUUAUCGCAUCGUCAAGGAUUGGGUGGAACCGGCUAGGUAUUGGCGUGAGACAGAUAUCCCAUCACACAGGAUUGACAGCAUCCUCAGCGUCUCGCACUUUCCAAGGAUGCUGGAGGACCUGCAUGAGAUCCAUAGAUGCGGGAUUGUUAUCAGGGACAUGAGUAUCUCGCAGUACGUCAACGGUGUUCUCGUUGACUUUAGCAUGGCUUGGACGAUGCCUCACCCUUUCGGACCCGGCGGCUUGGGCUUGGAGCCAACUUGGAAAUUUCAAAGUCUGGCUGCGUGGGAUCUCUACUGCUUUCAGACCAAGGUGAUUGAUGUUUGGAAUAACUAUCUCAGGUACGUGCUUGGUACCAUGCAAAGGGAGUGUCGGCUUCAGGCUUAUCGGCACCCUGCACCAUAUAUGCUCCGCCCUCAGCCAUCACGACAGCGACCAUUCCUUCCCAUCACCAAUGACGAAUGGAUUGACUUGGAUAUGAUUGACCUUCCGAGGCAUGAUCCUGGGGCUUUCAACGUUGAUGUUGUCCGCAAGCAGAACAAGCGGAAACGAGCUGAGAGGAGGACAAAGAUUAAAGAUGGUACAAGCUCUUUGGAGCCCUGGGAAGGUAGGAGAGCUCUUGACCCGGGUUGGUUUCUCAGCUAG